AUGGCUUUCAUAGCGGCUCUUCGGGUGUGGAUGGCCAUUUUCGUGGCUCUCGCCCUGUACGCUGUCCUCGAGCUCAACAUCAUCAUCUUCACAACCUUCAAGACCCGCCGAGGGUUAUAUUUUUGGAGCUUCCUCGUCGCAACAAAUGGCAUCGCGCCCUAUUCCAUUAGCCUCUUGCUCAGACACAUUCUGCAGAUUGAUAUACCGGCCCUCUACAUUACUCUCACAGCCAUAGGUUGGGUCUCAACAGUUACCGGGCAGUCUCUCGUUCUCUAUUCCCGUUUACAUCUGGUUGUCCAAAGUCGGUUAUGUCUCAGGUUUAUCCUAGGAAUGAUUAUUAUUGACGCCUUCAUCUUGCACAUUCCCAACCUUGUCUUGUUAUCUUUCUCUAUAACGAGUCCCAGCCCAGAGUUGAGCUCGGCCUGGAGAAUCUUCGAGAAGAUCCAAACCGGUGGCUUUUUCCUUCAGGAACUUAUUAUCUCCGGAACGUACAUCAAAAACCUCUUUUCAAUCUACUCUUGGCAUGGAUGCCAAUACGACAAAGCCACCCGCAAAAUGCGCCGCAAUUUGCUUUUGGUCAACGUCAUUGUCAUCUUUCUAGAUAUUACCAUCGUUAUCACCGGGUACCUUCAACUCUGGGGCUUCGUCACUGCAUUCAGAGUCUUCGUCUAUAGUGUCAAGCUUAAGGUAGAGUUCAGCGUGCUCAACAGCCUUGUGGAAGUGGCGACACAACACGGGAGAGGCGACGAUAUUGGUGUCAACAAUUUCGAUGGCAUGGCACAGAAUCAUGGAUCUCCCCAUGGUAGCAAUCAUGGGGGGGUGGGAUUCAAUGGAUCUGUGUAA
Molecule: messenger RNA, 843 nt
Organism: Venustampulla echinocandica
Lineage: Eukaryota; Fungi; Ascomycota; Leotiomycetes; Helotiales; Pleuroascaceae
Product: Integral membrane protein
Exons: 1
Coding region: 1-843 (280 amino acids)
Source: RefSeq, a predicted model, not a curated record